AUGUUCGCGUCGCUCUCCGGCUCCGGCGCUGGCGCUUUCACCGCCCCUGGCGGCGAAAUUGCUCACGGCGACGCGCUUCGAAGAUCCGCGUCGGAUCGCGGCACAUCCGCCGCGAUCCACGCUCCUGCCGCGGCGUGGUCCUCCGCGCUGACGCGCGCCGGAAGCUGCACGAUAGACGUUUUCAGCGGCUCGCCGAGAGAAAGCUUUCCUUACACCGCGACAACGCAUAGCGACCGCUUCAGUCACGCGCACUACAAUCACAUUGGCGGGAACGAGAAGCCAGACGCGAGCAAUGCGGCGUCGUCGGCGCAAGGGCAAAUGGUAUCGACCUCGCAGCUCUUCGGCCAGAGCCCGACAACCGACCCGCGUUCAUGGCACGAACGCAGUAACCACAGCAAAGGCCAAGAUCCUCUCCUGUCGAGGCAUUUACCAUCGCGUUCGUCGCUCCCAGGCGCCUCGCGGUUCGAAUCCGACCGCGGCGACGCGACUCCGUCUGCCUUCGCCAAGCCCGCGGCUCCGCUGCCAGUAGGACAAAAUCAUCACCCUUCGGGCGUCGCUCCGCCGCCGAUAUCAGUCGCCGGAGCAUCCGUGGAGACCGCCGCAUUGCACGGCGGCCAAUGCGGCGGGACUGAAGUCGACGGCGGGGGAAGCGCUGCUCCGAACAACACUUCGACGCGGGGAGCAUCGAAGAAGCGCAAGCCCGUGGCGCAGGCGGGGAGCCGGUCGGUGGUGGCGGCGGACGGGUAUUUCUGGCACAAGUACGGGCAGAAGAGCGUCAUGGACCGCGCCAUCACCAGGGCGUAUUUCCGGUGUGCGCGGCACAGCAUGGGGUGCAUGGCGCGCAAGACCGUCGACGUCCCCAUCGCUACAGCCCCGGCCGCUACAGCUUCCACUCCAUCUACAUCAGCUGCUGCAGCAUCGCUUGCUACUACAGCCGAUGGCAGCAUCGCCAAGCCGUGUGGCGCUGCUCCCUCCAGUGCAGCUCAGCAGCCGGUGGUGUCGUAUCACGGCACUCACAACCACAGCGCGCCGGGCCCCUGCUCCCUCAGCCUCCCCAACUGCGCUGCUGCUACCGCCUCUGCUGCUGCGGCAGAGGGAGACGUGCACGAGCCUGUGUCUGCUUCACCAGGAGAAGAGGGGACUGUCGGCGCUGCUGCAGCGGUGCCCCAGAGGCGGACGGAUCACGAGAGAAGAAUGGCGGUGGCGGAAUCAGCAGAGGUGGCUGCUGGCAGUGGCACGGGUGCGGCUGAUGCCGCUUCUGCCGUGGCCCCACUUGGGCUGACCCACCGCCUGAGCCUCAACUCCACUCUCCACACUCAAAAGCAAGUUAAGAACAAAUCCAUGGCGUGGAUAAACCUGUCGCGGAAUCGCACCAAAUCCAAGAGCUUUAGCGACACGUGGAAGGUCCUUCAGCUCGGACCCACCCGACCCGCCGUUGCCGUUCCCACCGCACCAAAUCCGCGCAGUACGGACCUUCCCCUUCCCUUUCCCCUCCCUUGCGUCUCCCAUACCUGCCGGUCCGCCGACCUUCGUUGCGCACCGGGAUCUUCACAUCGGCCCCACGAUGAAUCGUCGCCGCUCUCUCUCCCGCCUGCCCAGCCGCCUCUCCCGCUCGCCUCUCUCGCGGAGUCUCCCGUAGCUGGCGCGUCCCAGCCAUUGCAGCUGGUUCGGCCCGAGCCUGCCACUCCAGUGUUUCCCUUCGGUCCGUUCCAGCCUUUGCAGUGCACGAGACGCGAGGGCAUCGCUUACCGCGAGCCAGUGGCGGUAACUCCGCCUUCCGGAGGGGCGGGAGAGACAUGCGCGGACAGGGGAGGAGCAAGGGAGAACCCGCUCGAUUCGGGAUUACCCGCGUCGCAGAUGCAGCUUGUUCUGGUUGCGGGGGAUACGACCUCCCUUCCGCCUCCGGCGGAAGAACCUUCCGCCUGGCCCUGGACGUGGCAGGAGCGCCUCCGCGCUGUCAAGCGCCGACGGAUGGAUGCGCGGGAAUGCGGGGAAGCGGCGCACGGGGAACCUGGGGAGACCGGCGGAGCGCAAGACUGGGGGAAGUUAGAGGCGGAAGCGGUGGAGGAGAGGCGGCGGAAGCAACGGCUGGGAAUUUUGAGCGGGAUGCGUCAGAUGCUGGACAGCCCUGGUUUCGCCGCUGCCCGCGGGCAGAAAAAGAGAAGAUUCAUCGUCCGGCAAGGAGGGCUGAAGCACCGCGUGCCGGCGAUGCGAGGCACCUCGAGUGCGAGCGGCAGCGGCUACCAAUCGAGCGAGAAUACAAACUCCGAGGAGCGCGCGGCGGUAGCCGCCAGGGAGGCGGGAAACGCGCGCGCUGCAGCUGAUGCCGCAACACUCGCGGCGCACGACGCAACUCAACUAGCCGUUGGAGGCGCGGCUCCCGGUGUAGACUGUAACGCCGCGGCGCCGCAUCACGCGCGGGCGCUGGGCUCCAGUGUUGCGACGGUGUGCAGAGGCGGAAGCUCGACGGGUAGAAACGGCGGAAGAAGCGGCGGAGGCGGACGCGGCGGAGAAUACGAGGUGGAGUCAACGCAGUGCGCGGCGGAGAAGGCGGAGAUGGCGGAAGACGGGCGGAGCUUGGGGGCGCGCGAAGAGGCAGCGCAUCCGAGCGCGUCGCCCUGUUCGGAUGCGGACGACGCGGAUCGAGUGGGGGAGAAGCGGAAGGCAAUCGAGGCGCAGACGGCAGCGGACGGCUCCCAUGUGCGCCGUCGCCAUAGCCAUCCCAGCCGCCUGGGAAAUCCCUCUGCUCCGCAAACCGCUGCUGCCCCGUCCGCUCCUCCCGCGCAGGCGCGCCAUGGCAAUGCGCCACUCUCCCGCGCUCCCCCCAGCGUGCCCUGCACCGCUCUCCCUUUCCCUCUCCUCUCCCCAGACACCCCCCACCGUUCCCGUCCCUCCUACCUUUCUAGACCGCCCCUGCCGACCCCGCUACCAUUCCGAACCACCUCGCCGCUCGCCGAGCCUCUGCAGCUGCAGGCGUGUGCGGUGGCGGCGGGUGAGGAGGGGCGUGCAUCGGAGUGCACGGGGGAAACACCCGGAUCCAUGCUGGAGGUGCCUCAGGCGCAGCCUGAUAUGGAAGGCAGCGGCGCCAGCGGUGGCAGCGGUAGCAGUGGGGAGGGAAGUGGUGGGGAGGAGGAGGAUGAGGUGGAGAGCAGGGGGGGCAGCGUGAGAGGGGAGAUUGAGGUAUAG
Molecule: messenger RNA, 3186 nt
Organism: Closterium sp. Yama58-4
Lineage: Eukaryota; Viridiplantae; Streptophyta; Zygnematophyceae; Desmidiales; Closteriaceae
Source: the annotation of a GenBank genome assembly